Molecule: messenger RNA, 2017 nt
Organism: Pelobates fuscus (common spadefoot toad)
Lineage: Eukaryota; Metazoa; Chordata; Amphibia; Anura; Pelobatidae
Product: transcription factor CP2-like protein 1
Exons: 15
Coding region: 78-1505 (475 amino acids)
Biological process (GO): regulation of transcription by RNA polymerase II
Cellular component (GO): nucleus
Molecular function (GO): RNA polymerase II cis-regulatory region sequence-specific DNA binding; DNA-binding transcription activator activity, RNA polymerase II-specific
Source: RefSeq, a predicted model, not a curated record
UAUUACACUACUACGUCCUGACUUACCAGGGAUUUGUUCACAAGAAUUAUUGUACUUCUAGGAUCUGAGAAGUCACCAUGCUGUUUUGGCACAGCCAACCUGACCAUUACUGGCCUACACCAGCUGAACAUUACCAGAGCCCAACCAGCUCUGUCUACAGGGAUUCACUGCAGCUCCCAUUUCUGAAGCAGGAAGAGCAAGCACAAAGUACUCCAGUGUUCCCAGCAUUUCAAUGUGUCCUCUGUGCACCCAGCUCUCCUGCUGUCAAAAUACAUGAGGAGACACUCACCUACCUCAACCAGGGUCAGUCGUAUGAGAUCCGCAUGUUAAGUAACUGGAAAGGAGUUGGAGAUAUGCCAGAGAGCCGUAGGUUUCUCAAGACUGUGGCUCGAGUGAUUUUUCAUGACAGACGCCUACAAUAUAGUGAGAAACAGCAGCUGGAGAGAUGGCAGUGGAGUCAUCCAGGGGAUCGAAUCUUGGACAUAGAUGUCCCGCUGUCGGUAGGUGUGAUAGAUCCACUGGUAAAUCCAAGUACCCUGAACACCAUUGAGUUCCUGUGGGACCCAAGCAAAAGAACAUCUGUAUUUAUCCAGGUUAACUGCAUCAGCACAGAGUUUACACAGAAAAAGAAUGGAGGUGAAAAAGGGGCCCCUUUCCGGAUCCAGUUGGACACCUUCAGGGGAGAGUCCGAGGGUAGCUUUACAGAACAUCUCUAUUCAGCAAGCUGCCAAGUCAAAGUGUUUACGCCAAAGGGUGCAGAUCGCAAGCUGAAGACAGACCGUGAGAAGGUGGAGAAGCGCUCUGCUCUAGAUCGCGAGAAGUACCAAACACCUUGUGAAACUACCAUUAUGACUGAGUGUACUCCUUGGCCAGAAAUUGAUACAUCUAGGAGUCCCUGCAGUACCCCUGGACUGAACUCCCCAAAUAACUUCAAAAUUACCCCAGAGAGGAUCUGUGCUUCUCCUGUUUGUGCCUCAGAUAGCUCUACAGAAUGUGCUGGGGAGGGUCUAAGUCCUUCUGCCUCCAUCUUGGAUACCCGGCAGUGGCUGUCGAGAAACCGCUUCUCCAAUUACUGCCGAAUGUUCUCUAAUUUUACAGGAGCAGACCUUCUUAAGAUGACAAGGAAGGACCUCACUCAGAUCUGUGGAGUGGCCGAUGGCAUCCGUCUGACUCAUGCACUGAAAGCAAGGUCUGUACGUCCACGUCUCACGCUGUACAUCACCACGGAAUCUCCAGUGAAAAAGGCUACUGCUGACUCUGAUCAAACAGGUCUUUAUCAAGAGGUUUAUCUAGAGGAGGUGUCUGCAGCUGAGCUGACAAACAAACUGGCGGAUUUGCUCAGUGUCCCAGCUAACCACAUACAGCAGAUCUCCAGAAGCGGCCCACAUGGGAUCCACGUUGUACUCAGUGACACGAUGGUCAGAAAUAUGGAAGAUGAAUCCUGCUUCACAGCAACGUUACAGAAAUUGCAAAAUCAAGAUGGCUAUCACUGCAUCCUGCGGUAACCUGCAUAUUCUACACUACUGUGCUUUUCUAGAUCCUCCUUAGAGGGUCACUGCGAACCCAAAGAGGGGGAAACCUGCAAAAUCGCACUGAUACGGAUACCUAUUGUACGAAACAGGCAUUUCAACAUCCUUAGAAAAACUAUCGGCCUGCAACAUAUUCUGAUAUUGUAUUUCUGGGGUACCCCAGCCUACUUGUACAAAACGUGCGCACACUACAAAUAAUCUUUUUUUUGUAAACAAGGAAAGUGAAAUGUAGGCGACUAAUCUGGCCCUGUGCAAAGUCCAUAUUCUUUAUAAUAUUUUGCUAUAAAGGAGCGUUUACAUUUCCUAGUAUUAAUAUUUCUCUGACCGAUUUCCAAUUCUAGAUUGUAAGCUCAUUGGAACAGGGGCUUCACGUUUUUCUACUCACCUUAUUUUUUUGUUGUUGCUUGGAUAGCUCCAUUGCAAUGCAUGAGAUCUAAAAUUAUUUCAAAACAAUGUAGCAGCCUAUCUAGUACAGUAGUAAAGCCUUA